AUGACUGAGCCAUGGUACAAAACUGCAUACAGUGUUGAGAAAAUCACUGGCUCCAUGAUCCAGGAAUGGAUGCUAUCUGCUCCUAAUGAAAAUUUGCAUCUACCAGCGCAUAAUGUGUUCAUACCUACUGACUUAUCACUUAAGGAUGCACAGGAGGAGGUAAAAUUCCCAGUUCUCUUAAGAAAGUCAUGCUAUUCAUCACUAUGGUACAAGCCUGACACGAUAUUCUCUACUCCCAAAGUGUUUGUUAGGAUAGAUUUCAACUGCCCCUUUGCUAGCAGCUCUCCUGAGACUGAAGUUCUUACUGACAUUUUUGCACGGUUGUUGAUGGAUGACCUGAAUGAAUAUGCUUAUUAUGCACAGGUUGCUGGUCUAUAUUAUAGCAUCGACAACACAGAAAGUGGUUUUCAGGUCACUGUUGUUGGUUACAAUCACAAACUUUGGAUCUUGUUAGAAACUGUUAUUGAAACAAUGGUAAAUUUUAAAGUGAAGCCUGACAGAUUUUCUGUGAUCAAGGUAACGCAAUGGUCUUUUUUUUCUGAUUCUUCUGAAACCCAAGCAAAGUGGUUGGAGCUUGUGUUUUAUGUUUCCUCGUAA
This is a messenger RNA of Dovyalis caffra, 597 nucleotides long. NCBI's taxonomy places the organism in Eukaryota, Viridiplantae, Streptophyta, Magnoliopsida, Malpighiales, Salicaceae. The record is from the annotation of a GenBank genome assembly.